This is a messenger RNA of Naegleria fowleri, 3393 nucleotides long. RefSeq lists its product as uncharacterized. NCBI's taxonomy places the organism in Eukaryota, Heterolobosea, Eutetramitea, Acrasida, Naegleriidae. The record is from RefSeq and is a predicted model, not a curated record. The transcript has a single exon. The coding region runs from base 1 to 3393 and encodes 1130 amino acids. Gene Ontology annotation, molecular function: guanyl-nucleotide exchange factor activity; protein binding.
AUGUCUCAACAACUCGAUGAUGAUCAUUCUCACACUAUAAAUAACACUACCACGAGCAACAACAACAAUAACUCCACCACCAACACUACGACCACCAACUCUACAACAUCUACUUCCAUGAUCAAUGAUUUGAAACAAUUAUUGAAUCUAUUGCAUGUCAUUUUCAUCAUUCCCAUCCUUCAAUUCAUUCAACAUCCACAACUUGGUUCUUAUUGGAAGAUUCUGAAUAAUGAUGAUGAUGAUGAUGGGAGUAAUGAUGAUGAUGGGAGUAGUACUGCUAGUACUUUGAACUCUUCAACAACAACAUCAAAACACUCUCCUCUCAUUAGUAUUGCCAAAUCUCAUUUAUCUUCUUCACUCGGAGGAGUCUCAACACACACUCCGAGAGGAUCCAAACGUAUGAUGGUUGGAGAAGAGAAUCAACAAAACAAGGCACAAAUCAUUCGAGAGAGAAUUAUGAAUCUAUCGAUCAGUACACAACAGGGAUCAUUGCUCCAUGAUGAUGAUGAGGAUCAUGACAUGAUGGAUGAAGAGAACGAGGAUUAUGAACAAGAUGAUGAUGAUGAUGACAUGGAAGAUAUUCAAGUGAGUGAUCAUGAAGAAGAAGACUCGAAGGAAGAUUCAUCCUCCUCUUCCUCUCUCAGUGAUGGUGCUAGUACUACUACUACUACUACUACUACUGCUGCUGCUGGUGCUGCUGAGAAGAACAAUUCCUCCACCAUCAACACCAGCACCCCCAGCACCACUUCAAUCCUCACCAUUACAUCGUCGUCAUCGUACAGUACUGCUGAUCCGUCUGCUUCUUCUUCUUCUAUCAAUACUACUGAUGCCACUUCCACACCAACCACCCUCAAAGUUCCAAAAUUAUCACUUCUUGGUUCAUCAUCACCCUCAUCAUCAUCAUCAUCACCUAUUCACGUACGAUCACGCUCCUCAGGUUUAACCAUUAGUAGUAGUACUACUACUACUACUACUGCUAAUACAACUACUACUAGAGUUGGUGGUGAUGGUGGUGGUGGUGGUGAUACCUCUUCCAUGGUUCCAACUCUACAAAUUGGUUCUCUUCCUGUCACUUCCAAUUAUCUUUCCAAUUUGACAGCACCAAGUACUCUCUCAGCACGUGGUAAAAGUGCAAGUAACAAUCGAAAUUGUAUCAUCAUCAAUGGUGGUCAUGGUCAUGGCAGUGGAUUGGAAUCUUCUCCUCACAUGAGACUUGUGAACAAUGAAAUUGAAAGAAUCCUCCAAACACCCAAUGCCUGUGAUUUGAAAUUGAAUUCUCUCACAUUGACCAUAUUUCCACACAAAUUAUUUAAUUUAUUUAAAACACACAAAAUUACCAAGAUUGAUGUCUCUGAUAAUAGACUCACUUCUCUCUCCUAUCACUUUACCAAUUCAUUUCCAUAUUUGGAAGAAUUGAACCUUUCUAGAAAUUUAUUUACAUCCAUGUUCAAUGAUUUUAACAAAUUGAAAUAUUUAAGAGUAUUAGAUUUGAGUUACAAUGGAUUUGAAAUUCUUCCUCAAAAUGUAUUACAAUGUACUAAUUUACAAGAACUCUAUUUGAAUCACAAUUCAUUGAUUGCCUUGCAACCUGACAUUGCAAAAUUACAACAAUUACAAGUGUUAGAUAUUUCUAACAAUUUACUUUCAAAAUUACCAGAUGAAUUGACUCAAUUGAAGAAUUUAAAGAAAUUGAAUGUAUCCAAUAACAAGUAUAUUGAUUCAGCCAUGAAGAUUAUUAUGGAUUUGUACAAACAAAAUCCAAAUUUAGAAAGAGACAUUAAGAGUGAAGAUUUGGGUGAUAAUAGAGAUGUUCUUCUUGUUGCAUCAUCAUCACCUUCUUCUUUGACUACAGCCCCUACUACUACUACAAAUACCACCACUACUGCUAGUGCCACUACUCACACUUCCAGUACAACUACUACUACUACUAGUACUACUACAACCACAACAGCAACUCCCACCAAAACUGAUCGCAGUGCAAGCAUGACCAAUUUGUCAAAAACACCACCACCACCACCACACACCAUCAGCCCUCCUAACAAGAUCAUGACCAAAGUGGCCACUACUACUACUACGACCACCUCGACAGAUUCAUCACUUUUAAAAACAUCAUCAUCCAUGGAUACUUCAGAUGCACUCACAACCAAACGUGUCUAUUCCAUUCUCGAAUUGAUUGAAUCUGAAUUCAAAUACAAGAAUUAUCUUGAAACAUUAUUCAAUGAAUUCAUGUUACCCAUUAGUAAUUGUGAUGAUUUACAACAACAAGGUCAAUUGAAGUUUAUUGGAUGUGGAAUUCAAGAUGGUCCACAAUUUGUGAAAAAGAUAUUUCCACCAGAUUUGGAAAAUAUUUUGAAAUGUUCACAAAUGUUUUAUAGAGAAUUGGUCAAGAUUUUACUAGAACCAACCAUCACCACCACCACGACCGAGGCGACGAGUACAACCCAGACUCGAUCCCAAAAAAAGAGAAAGAACUCUGAACUUCAUCGCACAUUAUUCCUUUUAAAGAAUCAAAUCUACGAUUAUCCAGUGGGUCAAAUAUUCCAAAGAUUUAUUCCUUUCUUUAAAGUCUAUAUUGACUAUCAAUGCCACUAUUCACGAACAGUUCAUCAAAAUCUACCACAAGCCUACUCUCAAUAUCCAAAAUUCAAACAAGUCAUUGAAAUGGCAAAAACAGUGACAGGCACUGAUGGUUUGGAUAUUUCAAGUCUGUUGAUCAUGCCAUGUCAACGUAUUGUAAAAUAUUGUUUAUUGCUUAAGGCUAUUAUGAAAGAGACACCAACAGAUCAUCCAGAUUAUCCUCUCUUAGAAAUUGCUUCUACUAAAAUGCAAGCAACAGCACAUGAAAUUAAUCGAAAGAUGAAAGAUAUUGCCAACUUGAGAAAUUUAAUUGAUAUUGCCUCACAGUAUUCCAUUGAUGGAUUGGUCGUCUCUACACGAAGAUUUAUCUCAACGACAAGUGUCAAGAUUUAUAUUGUGCCAUCAAGUGGUACUAAUAGUAGUAGUAGUAAUAGUGGUACUAGUGGUAGUAAUACUAAUAGCUUGAUUCUUCAAAACACUUCUGGCACUAAUAUUGUCACUCGUGAGAAGGCUAAAAUUCAUCUCUUCAAUGAUCGAAUUCUUUUCACCACUAUUGAAGACUCCCAUUAUUACUUUAGCGUUGGAUCAUUAUUGCAAUUGGGAAGAAAUCCAUCCGAAUUGUACAAAUUAUCUGAAGUGGAAUUGCCCUCGAUGGACAACACAACAAUGGACAAGACCAAAGUAUCGCUGAAUAUUCUACCCAAAUCGUCUCAAUACAUUUUAGAAUGUGAGAGUGAGAGUGUGUGUAAUACUCUUACACAACAAUUGAAAGAUUUGUUAACCACCACCACCACCACCACUGCAGUGCAAAAGUAG